AUAAAUAUAGACUACAGACUAGAAAACUGAAAUUCUCCGUCUCAUAUCCGUAAUUUUUGCGUUUAAAUUUCUAGUAUUCGUUUUGAUGUCUUUUGUAUUAUCAUGUAAUAUAGCCUUUGUGAAACAGAUAUGUGUCACUAAGUCUCCAGCUUACCAACACACUUCUAUAAAGAGCGAUAUGUCUACAUCUUAAUCCGUACGUUUAUUACUAAAGAAAAAACAAUGUGUGAAGAUGAUGCAGUUAUCGCCACGAACGAUGAUGCAGCUAUAUGUAAACGAUAUGCUGUACAUACGGGAUACUGGGUAGAUCCUCACAUUCAACAUUUCAUAAAAUCAACCUCUGAUCGUAAAGCUCCGGAGAUAAGUCGUGGUUAUUACGCUAGAGUUAUGGGUAUGAAAAUAUUGCUUGAUCAAUUUCUUACAACAACUAACUAUAACUGUCAAGUCAUAAACAUUGGAGCUGGCUUUGAUACGUUGUAUUGGAGAUUAAAGGACGAAAAUGUGACUGUUAAGAGUUUCAUAGAAAUCGAUUUGCCUCCUGUAACUUCGCGGAAAUGUUACUUAAUAAGGAAUCGAAAAAAUCUGCUGAGAAUGGUAGCUACGGAAGAUGAUGAUAUUCAAUUUUCAAGCUGUGAACUUCAUGGAGGAGAAUAUCAUUUAGUCGGUUCAGACAUCCGAAAUAUCAGUGAAUUAGAAUCAAAAUUGUUGAAUGGGCUUGUUGAUACCACUGUUCCUACUGUGUUUCUUGCAGAAUGUGUUCUUGUUUACAAUGAAGAGCAUCUCACCUCUGCUUUCUUGAAAUGGAUUGCAGAAAAAUUCCGAACUGCUCUGUUUAUCAAUUACGAGCAAGUCAAUAUGGGUGAUAAAUUUGGUAACGUCAUGAUCGAAAAUCUUAAAAAAAGGGGCUGCAAUUUAGCUGGUGUAUCGGUUUGCUCUGAUCUCGAAUCUCAACAGAAGAGAUUUACCGAUGCUGGCUGGGAAGGAGCUAAGUCAUGGGACAUGAUGGAAGUUUAUCAGCAUUUGCCCCAACAAGAUGUUGAACGUAUUGAAAGCUUAGAAUUCUUAGAUGAACAGGAACUUUUGCAGCAGCUGUUGUUGCAUUAUUGCAUAACUGUUGCUUUUAAGGGAGAAAGUUUAGAAGAUAUUGGUUUCAACUGAAUUCUAUUUUUCUUUGUGUUAAACAUUGAAGUUGUUACCGUCACCAUUGCUGAUAUAAUAGCUAUGAAUAUCAGCAUAUAGCUAAGCUUACCACGUAUGUGAUUGAAUAUGUAUUUGAUGCCAAAAAGCUAAAAGCUUAAUACUUGUAUGUAUUGCUGUGUUGAAGUAAUGGUUAAGUAUAGUGAAUUGUAAAUUUAUUUAUUUCAACAUGUGAUCCUCACACAAAUGUGAUAUGUUCUCAUCUGCUUUAUUAUUAUUCUCCCAUCCUAAAACUUCUGUUACAGUAAAUGUAUGAUUUGUUUGAAACUCAAAAUAAUUGUUUUUACAGUUCUGUUUUAGGAAUUAUUAUUAAAGUGCCAAAGUUAUUGCACUUAAUUAUCAGAUAAUAUUUUUUCUUCUGUUGAACAGUGAGUAAUUUUUUAAUCAUUUUUCUGUAGCUGUUUAGAUAUUGUGUAUUUGUAAUAUAUAAGCAUCUAUAUAUUUUAUGAAAACUAAUCUUUGAAUAUAUAUGUGUAUCUUCUUUCGUAUUCCACCUACUUGAUAGUGCAAUGUAUGUAGGUUUAAAAAGUCUUCUUUCAAGAACAACAGCUGUGGCAUAGUGGAAUUUUAAAAAAAUGUACCUGUGAAAUAAAUUGCAAAAGCUGAAAUUUUUAAAUUUCAUUGCCUAUAUGUUCAAAAGUUUUACUGUGUUAAGUGUGUGCUUUGAUUUAAUAAUAUGUAUUUUUAAGAUCAUAUGACGGAUAUGUUAUCUUAUGUAGGUUUUGAAAAGUCUGCCAUUCGGUGUAAGAAAAAUAAUUAUAACUAUGGUAGCAUAAAAUGCUGUAAAGCUGUAUUUAAAAAUUAAAAAAAAAAAAAAAAAAAAAAAAAAAACCUUAAAAUUUUUAAUAAUGAAAAGUUUUAUCUAAAC
Messenger RNA from Stegodyphus dumicola, 2065 nucleotides. RefSeq names its product leucine carboxyl methyltransferase 1. Gene Ontology annotation, biological process: C-terminal protein methylation. NCBI's taxonomy places the organism in Eukaryota, Metazoa, Arthropoda, Arachnida, Araneae, Eresidae. Gene Ontology annotation, molecular function: protein C-terminal leucine carboxyl O-methyltransferase activity. The record is from RefSeq and is a predicted model, not a curated record. Gene Ontology annotation, cellular component: cytosol.